This is a messenger RNA of Biomphalaria glabrata, 2646 nucleotides long. RefSeq lists its product as uncharacterized. Bases 1989 to 2411 code for a protein of 140 amino acids. The record is from RefSeq and is a predicted model, not a curated record. The transcript has 10 exons. NCBI's taxonomy places the organism in Eukaryota, Metazoa, Mollusca, Gastropoda, Planorbidae.
AUUAAGAAUGGUAAUGACUUAGUGUCAAUGAAAUCAGAAUCAGACACAACAGCAGUGGCAGUCAGACAGCUCAUCAGGAAUCAGUACUAAGAGAGAUGUUGAUGGACGCUCCAAAGAUGUCAAACCUGAACUCAGUUCAAGAGAAGAGAAGAGAGCUACAGAAAGUGAAAGAGAGAAGAGAGCAGCAGAGAAAAAAGAGAAUCUACACUGGUAAACUGACAUCAAGUGACUUUUAUUUCACAGACUACUGCUUCUACCUGCUCUAGAGUAAAGAAAGAAGCUCGAGAUAGUCCUGACCAAUACCACAGGCAGGCAGGCACAGAUCAGACUGAGGACUCAGUUAGGCCCGAAAUGCCCAAGGAGGAGAAAUUGAAGAAAAGUGACCGCUAAGACAGGGAAGCAACCAAGCUGGCCAAAGAGAAAGCCAAAGAAGAGAAGCAUGAGAGGAAAGAACAUGAAGCCUUUGCCAAGGAGGAAGAGAGACAUUCAUCCAGGGUGAAAGACUACGAAGGGAGCAGUGCAAGCCACAACUUGAGCGCAUCCUCCCACAGACAUAGUGCUGAGCCAUCACCCAAACAUUUGGAGGAAAGAGAUCCUAAACGAAGGCGUCUGGAAAUGAGUGGGUCAUCUCAGGUUAGUAUACAAGUGUAGUGGAAGGUUUUUGUCCUGAGACAAGUUCUCCCAGACAAGCUAACCACAAUAUGGUUUAAGGAGUAUCCUCUCCGUCAAGUGUUAAAGCGUCAAAGAUAACCCAAAGUCUAAUGUGAAUAAAACAAGAUCAAAUGGAAAGUGUUCAAAGCAGAGAUCAAAUCAAUAAGGAAAUCAAUGUGGAAACGGAAGUAGAAGGUGAAACAAGGAGAGAAUUAACAGAAGAGAGCUUGAAUAAACAAGAGAAAUGGAGGCAGUAAGAUCCAAAAAUGCUGGGGCCAGAUGACAAGAGACGAAGGCACAAAAUGGAUGAUACUGAUACAUUGCGGCUUGAGAAAAAGGUGAAUCCCAGACAUAGAGAGCACAGUGACAAGGAAAAUGAAAAUGUCUAUGUUAAAAACAAAGAGCUUGAUCACUUUGAAACCCUUCCUUCAAAACAAUAACAUUGAUAAGCAGCUUGCAUAGAGAGAGACAAAUCUUGGAUGGAUAACUUAUUUUUUGAUGUAUAUUGCAAGUGGUCAGGUUUGAAACCAACUAACGUCACUCUGCCUACGACUGCCUAUUGCGUCAUGUAAUAUUGUUGCCAAAGAAACCAAUGGAACAGAGGAAGAAAUUUACCUUUCAAGGUGUCAAAAGCCUGAUCUGUUUGAUAAGCAUCCUUUUCUUGAGGAGAUAGAGGUGUAGUGAACAAAAAUCUUUCUGUGAAGAGAGGAAAUUGGUCUUAUGAAACAUGCUGCUCAUCAGCCUUUGGUUUACCAAUAUGUGCAGUUAAAGUCAAAGAAGCAUUUAUUGAAAGAUACUGACAUAUGAUGACUGAAAUAUAGACGCCUUGAAAGUUGAUAGUAGGGAAGAUAAUAAAUGAUCUCUUCUUGCUGCUGUUAAUACCACCUGCAAACCAUUCGACUAGCAGAGUCCUGAUAUCAAAAGAAAGUCAUUAUUUGAGCAAAGUUAUAAAAUGCUGCUGUCUGAACGAAGCAGUGCUGUCUUCCCACCUGGUCAGAAGUCUCAAGUGAAGUUGGUGUCUUCAGCAUGUUGAGUGACUGCCAGCUACGUUGAUGUACUGCUGUGAUACAAGAGUUAAUCCAUCCUCUGCAGCUGUCUGAAACAACCUAAGAACAAGGUCAUACUGAAGGAGCCAUACAGAAACGAAUCACUCUCCAUCCUCUAUCCACUGAAAUGAAAACAACUAGCAGGGCCUAUAACAUCCAACCCUUUCUGGAUUUUGUUUUAAAGUAUUUAAAAAGGCAAGAAUUCAGUGCAGAUAUCAAUAAGAAAUAUUAACAUUGAUGAAAGCUGUGAUUUGACAUGUAUUCUGAGGCAGUGACCAUUUGGAAUUCUCCAUGGCCACUGCAUGUCAUGUUGACAUGUUGUGCAACUUACUUCUUGAUUGUAGGAGUCACCAGUGGAUGGACAAAGCAAGCACAGAAAGAGUCCCACAAGUCAAGAAGCUGAUGAGUCUUUUGAAAUGGAAAAAGAUCGUAAAGAUAAAAAGAGGGAACACUGUUGAAACCUAUGACCCAGAACUUUCCAAAAGAAGAAAAAGUGAGGAUCAUUAUCUAGCUUCACGCAAACAAAAUGGGGAAGCCAAUGGAUCCUCCAAAAUGUAUGCAGAGAGAGAUUAUAAAGAGAAAUCUAAACAACAGAGUCACUCCUCUAAGAGCAAGGAACAGUUUAAUGAAACAGAUGGAUCUCCAAAACUGAAGAUGAAAGAAAAGAGAGACAAAUCAUGUUCCAAAAAAACAGAAAAAAUAAAACCAGUUUGAUCUGGAUGUUUCCAGACUGCAGUCUCUUGUUGACUAUUGUUAGUUGGAUGGCAAAUGUGCAGCUUUUUAAACCUUUUUUUUUCCUUUUGAAACAUUGAUUUAUAUAUUUCUCAAACAUUUUUAGAUAGUAACAUAUGUUGAUCUGUAGAUCUAGUGUGGGUGAAUGUGUGAUAUCAUGUACAUUAGACUCUGGCCAUUCAGUUGGUUCUGUAAAAUUACAAAGUGACACUUUUUU